Messenger RNA from Hypanus sabinus (Atlantic stingray), 2365 nucleotides. RefSeq names its product transforming growth factor beta-3 proprotein-like. The record is from RefSeq and is a predicted model, not a curated record. Gene Ontology annotation, cellular component: extracellular region. Gene Ontology annotation, biological process: SMAD protein signal transduction; regulation of cell population proliferation; BMP signaling pathway. Lineage: Eukaryota; Metazoa; Chordata; Chondrichthyes; Myliobatiformes; Dasyatidae. Gene Ontology annotation, molecular function: type II transforming growth factor beta receptor binding; cytokine activity; type III transforming growth factor beta receptor binding. The coding region runs from base 1349 to 2350 and encodes 333 amino acids. The transcript is spliced from 6 exons.
GGAACCCCCGACUUAACCCUAGAAUGACUGAUUAACUGGUGCCUCUUUGGACUGUGGGAGGAAACUGGAGCACUGGAUGAAACCCACAUGGUUGCGGGGAGAACUGGGGUCGCCUGCACUGUGAAGCGUCGUGCUCACCAAUAUGCUACUGCGCCACCUCAGAACAUCGCGUGGUCCCCCCAAGAUACUCCAAACACACAUAUCAUACAGAACACCAGAAACGUGCUGAAAUAAAAGGAGGAAAUUGAAAGACUAUGGAACAUGAACGGGAUAGAUACAUUGUCCCGAUAGUAAUAUCUACAACCGGUAUCAUCCCGCAGUUUCUACACAAUAACAUUAAACAAUUAGGCCUAUGCAGUAAAAUUUAUGUCAAUCUCCAGAAAGCCUCAAUACUAAACACUACCGGAAUAGUCUGAAAGCUCCUAGUGAUUGAGAAAUGAGUGUGUUCAGCUAUGCCUGUACCUCAGGUUUUAUUUUUACAAAUAAAAAUCCAACAAUCAAUCAAUAAGCAUGCAAUAAGCAUUGAUAGCAUGAGAUGUAGAGCCCUUGAAAGUGAGUCCACCGAUUGUGGGCACAGUUCAGUGAUGGGACAAGGGAAGUUGAGUGGAGUUAUCCCCUCUGGUUCAAGAGCCUUAUGGUUGAGGGGUAGUAACUGUUCUGGAACCUGGUGGUGUGAGUCCUGAGGGCAUGUCCUGGGUGGUGGCGGGGGUCCCUGAUGAUGGAUGCCGCUUUCCUGGGACGGCGCUUCUCGCAGAUGUGCUCACUGGUGGGGAGGGUGCACGCCUUUCCUUUCAAGGACCUUGGUGCCCUCCGGAGCAAGGUUUCAGUUGACUGCGGGCGCUACAGCGAUGCAAGUCGCCCGCUCGGUUUCCAGCCUCGCGUGUGUUUUUUUCUCUCUCUUUUUUUCUCUCUCAGGUCUGAAAGGAAAUGAUUUGUACAGACAACUGAUGGCCACAGCAUAUGAGUACCCACCCAUUUCCUGGGGGAGGAGCGCCGACUGCCGGUUUAUAAAUUCUCCAACACCAAGUCUCCAACCUUCAAAGACCCGGGGAGGAAUUCUCUGCCGAACCCAGCACUCCCAGAGGAGCAGCAGACGGGUGCUAAAUGACGCUUCCUUCAAGACGCCGGCAGACUGACAGAAUCCUGUGCCGGGAUCGGCGAGCAGUUCGACCGGGCGUGUGAGCGGCAGAAAAAAGUUUUCAUUGCACUUACUGAACUUUACAGACAACUCCGGGCUCUGCCGGUGCUGACAGCGUUAUUGCUGCUGUUAAAUGCGAUUAACACAGCCGGCCACCGAGUGAAAGAGCGGCUCCCCUUGUUAGUACCAUCCGCAAUAUCCCGGGCGAGGAUGCAGCUCCGGGUCCUGCUCAGUCUCGUCCUACUGUUCGACUCCUUCCCUGUGAUCUUCUCCCUUUCCACAUGCAAGACGAUUGACAUGGAGCAGAUUCGCAAGAAGAGAAUCGAGGCCAUCCGGGGUCAGAUCCUGAGCAAGCUCAAGCUCACCAGCACCCCGAAGGUCGAGCAGGUAACGGUCACGAACGAGGUGCUGGCCCUGUACAACUCCACCAUGGAGCUGCGAGCGGACAGGUGGGAGCAGCCGGACGCUGAGACCCCAGCGGACUACUACGCCAAAGAAGUGAACCGAUUCGACGGUGUGAAGCAUGACAACAACAACCCCCUGUACAAAGUCUACAAGUUCAACAUCUCGCUGAACGUCACCGAGGACGCCAUUCACCGAGCCGAGUUCCGACUCUUUCGGCUUCCUCAGACUGGUGUGUCUAUUAAGGAGCAGCGGGUGGAACUCUAUGAGGCCAAGCCGGACGGCGAUGAGUACCUGGACAACCGUCUGCUGACGGUCGCCGGAAGUGAAGAGUGGGUCUCAUUCGAUGUGACGCAGACGGUGAAGAACUGGGUGAGGUUGAAAGCACCCAUCCAGAAGCUGAAACUCAGUGUCCACUGCCCAUGUGACGGCAAUUCUUCCGGAGCAAAAAAGCUUGAGCUAAAGUUUUACGGUUUGACGCGGGGAGAUUUGUCGGUCCUCUCCCAGAAGAGCCAGAAGAUGGCCCACAUCCUUAUCAUGUCCAUUCCGACCACCAGGGCGCCGACGCACAGCCGAAUUAAGCGGAGCGAAAAGCGUGAAUACUGCUCACCGAGCGCCGAGGAGAACUGCUGUCUCCGCGCCAUGUACAUCGACUUCCGUAAGGACCUGGGCUGGAAGUGGAUCCACGAGCCCAAGGGUUACUAUGCCAACUUCUGCAUGGGGCCCUGCCCGUACAUCUGGAGCACAGACACCCAGCACACGAUGGUAAGAGGCCGCAGCACUGCUCAAUUUCGCUCAGAUGCGCUUUAAGGUCCGCGCAGUCCC